CUUUGACUUUAACAUCUUGGUACAGUGGCCAUUUUUUUUAAGUCUACACACUCCUGUUCAAAUGCUACAAUUUUGUAAUGCAGUAUAACUAAUAGAGAAGUAAAGUUAAAAUAAACACUUGUGCACACGCUCUUAUAACUGGGAUAGUUCAAAUUUCACAUUCAAACUCAUUCAAACUGUUAAAUGGCAGUUAGCAGAUCACCAAGUCCCCCUGAUUAGCCCCAAAUAAUGUUUCGAUGUUCUAGCAGUCUUUUUCUGCCCCAAAUCACGAUGCUUCCACCACCCUGCUUCACUUUUGGUGAUGAGUAGUGUUUGCACCAAACAUACUUUUUGGAAUUAUGGAUUUCAUUAGACCAAAACACAUUUCCCCACAUGACACCUUUGGCUUUUUCAAAUACCUUUUGUUUGUUUGUUUGUUUGUUUGGGUUUUCCUUGCAAACUACCAUCUUUCUUCCACAAAUAAGAUGGGGGAUUGUUGUCACGUAUUGGCAGAAAUUUCUGUAGCUCAUCCAAUGUUGUCUGUCGUGUUCAUUAGCCUCCCAGGACAGCUUUCUGGUCUUUUCAGCAAUUCUGAAGCGACAUCCAGUUCUUGGUCAUUUCUCCACAUGAUGACUGCUGUCUUUGCUGUGCUCCAUGUUGUAUUCAUGCCAUUUAAAGUCUACUGCACCCCUCCCCUGACUGAUACCUUUGAGUGAGACCCCCACUGAUGCUGUGGAAGCUGCCUGUAGAUAAUGGCUUGUUUUGCAGCAUGUGACUUGAAAAAUGUGAGCAAAAGCCUACAAGAAUAGCUGAACUUUCUUUGGAAUUAAGUUCACCUUUUUUCAAUUCAGUUCUACAGAUUGAAGGUUCCUUUUCAUAGUGGCAAAAGUCUUUUUAAUGAUUUAUAUUCGUCUCUUGUUCUUAUAUAACUGGAGAAAGUGUCUUUUGAACCUGGGAUGUGUGGCCUUUUUAUAUCAAGCGAAUCCACGAACUGUCCUAAUGUCAACAACUUAAUAAAAGAGCUGCUGUAAAUUUAUCUAUUUUCCUUUUUAACUCUGUGACCUUGUUGGCUGUGCUUGAUGCUGUUGAAUAACGGGCUCAUUCACGUCUGGAUUUUAAUUAUCAGUGACAAUAUAAAGCAGUGUAAAGAACCAGAGCCGUGCCUAUUUAUGGAGCGUUCCAGAUGGUAAAUCUAUACCCGGUGUGGGACACUUUGUCACUCCGACAUCGCCUCCAAAUAGCCAGUGUGGUAAUGAAGUCCUACAUACAAGCAUGUUCGAAAGUAAGAUCGACCACUCCUUAAUCACAGCGAUAACAUUGGUUCUUCACGUUAUUUGAUCCUAUCACGCUGUCCCGAUCAUGUGAAUGGUAAAUGCCAUUUUGUAAGAAGGUAUGUAAGUUACUCUGUAACAGUUACUUAACGUUGACGAGUAUAAAAGAGUGUGAAAUGUUGGACUUUUUACAAGAAGCUUCGAGAGCACCGUCGUCAUAGCAACCCUCAGCGACACAACAGCCUCGUGGACGCAAGUAGUUUUAAUCGGCCAAUCAGAGGGCGGGAUCACGUCACAUGGUUGAAUUUCCCCCGUGUCCGAAAUCAUCUAACCCCGCCUCCAUGGUAUAGUUCUGUAUUUACAAUUGAGCCCGCCGCACCUGUGGCGCACACGGACUAUUAUGGUGAUUUAAACCGUUUGUUUGAUCAUUUCAUUAUUUUCUUUUCGUUCACGGCAUUUUCAUCGAGAUGUUCAGAAGCGGCAAUUUUGGGGACUUUGAUGAGGACCCCUUCUUCUCAGAUCCAUUCCGAGCACACCGGGAUCACAUGCGUCAGAUGAUGCGGAGCUUCUCUGAGCCAUUUGGCGGACGCUUCAUGCCCAGCAUCAUGGACGGAACAAGCCGCGACCAUGACGCAGCAGAGCCUCCGGCAUUGAGGGGCGAACACAGGAGUACCCGGAGAAAAGCCAGGCAAGCCAGAGGAGAACACCCAAACUCCACACAGGAAGGCUGCAGUCAAGCGAUUCCAACUCCGAGCUUCAGAACUGACCUCAGUCGCUCACUGUUGCCCUUCGACAGCAUGGACCCCCCGAUGAACCCUUUUGGCAUGUUUGACAGCAUCAUGACCAACAUGAGGAGCAGGAUGGACGGGAUGUACAAAAACUUUGACAACAUGUCCACAGAUGCAAACACCCACUCGUUCAGCUCCUCGUCCGUCAUGACGUAUUCCAAGGUUGGAAACGACCCUCCAAAAGUCUUCCAGGCCUCCUCGUCGACACGCCGGGCCCCAGGAGGUGUGAAGGAAACAGUGAGAGCCUUGAAAGACUCUGAAAGUGGUCUGGAGAAGAUGGCCAUCGGUCACCACAUCCAAGACAGAGGACACGUCGUUGAGAAGAAAAUGAACAAAAAAACGGGAGAUAAGGAGCUCAUACAAGACUUCCAGAAUAUGGAUGAAUCUGAAGCACAGUCCUUUGACGAGGAGUGGCAGAAGGAGUUCUCCAAGUUUAGGCCGUCUGGCUCCCCGGCUCAGCUGGAGCCGUCCCGACGUCGCAGAGGUCAGCAGGCACCUCUAGCAGGUCCUGAGCGGACCCACAGAGAACAACCCAAGCCCAAACCUAAAAGUAUCCUCAAAGCUUCCAACUCGACAAAGCAGUAAAAUCAUCAACAUCCUCGCAAGUCUCAAUUGCUCACAAUACACACAUUAUGGUAUCAUCCCCACAACUAAAUCAAAUGGAGCUGACCCAUUCAUUGAAACGUGACACAUUUUUGACUCUGUUGCACUGGUCACUGCUUCUCAAGGUUUGUUAGUGUUGCGCAGUUUAUGCGCAGCAACUUGGCGGUUAGUAUCAUUGCCAUCAGAGAUUGCAUAUUUUCAAUAGCAGUCACAUCUACCGUUUUGGUGGCAGUGGCACAAAGCAUUGAGGAAGUCAGGAAGUGAAGCGUUGCAACCAACAGGAUAACUGUGAAGAGUUGGCUGGAUUCUAAAUGAGUGGACCAAUUGGUGUCCUCCAAAGAGAUAGGUGAGAGAUGGACAGUAAGUGGCAGCUACGCAACGCCUGAAGAAAUGAGCGUGGAUGCUACCACAGGUGGUUUUAAAAGGCAGACAACGCAGCCGUUUGUUUUUUUUUUUAUUUUAUUCAGUUUUAACCCAUGAGACACUAGCUGUUGACCUACAUGAUGAAUGCUGAAAAAGGAACGUAAAGGGACGUAACAACUUCAGUUACUGACUUAGGAAUCACUAUUGCACUUAAAAUAGGUCAAAAGUAUCUUGCCGAGUACCUGAAAUGUCUUGUAUCUGCUGUAAUCUUCGUACAAAGGAACAUUUUUUCCCUUUUUUGUAUUGUUCAUUUUUCAUCCAAGCUCAGUAACGCCAUUUGCAACUGUUCUUGUAUAUUUUGAAUAUACAUUUAGCAUCAAAAAAUAAAAAUGUCUCCACCAAAA
This is a messenger RNA of Hippocampus zosterae (dwarf seahorse), 3408 nucleotides long. It is a transcript of the gene mlf1, whose product is annotated as myeloid leukemia factor 1. Lineage: Eukaryota; Metazoa; Chordata; Actinopteri; Syngnathiformes; Syngnathidae. Gene Ontology annotation, biological process: regulation of DNA-templated transcription. The record is from RefSeq and is a predicted model, not a curated record. Bases 1718 to 2623 code for a protein of 301 amino acids. Gene Ontology annotation, cellular component: nucleus; cytoplasm. The transcript has 9 exons.